Messenger RNA from Electrophorus electricus (electric eel), 1033 nucleotides. It is a transcript of the gene lrrc20, whose product is annotated as leucine rich repeat containing 20. NCBI's taxonomy places the organism in Eukaryota, Metazoa, Chordata, Actinopteri, Gymnotiformes, Gymnotidae. Gene Ontology annotation, cellular component: cytoplasm. Gene Ontology annotation, molecular function: protein binding. The record is from RefSeq and is a predicted model, not a curated record.
CGCCGUGGACGGUCCGGCGUCGCGUGAACACUGCGCUGGCGCACCGGACUCACGAGAGGAGGACACGGACGCACGAGCGCAACUCUGCAACCGUCCCUUCACCUUUAAAGGGUACGGCCAGCGGAAGGAGGAUGGGUGAAGCAGUGGUGCGUGUGGCCCGGAGAAUCAACGCCACAGCCGAGGAGGGAAGAGACACGCUAGAUCUCUCAGACUGCAAGCUAAUUAGCUUCCCUGAUGGAGUGUUCAAAGUGCUCCGCACUUGCACGGAUAACAUCCGCGAAAUCACUCUGGCAGACAAUGAAAUAAAGGCCCUACCCAACAAGUUCUUUACCACCUUUGUCCAGUUAAGAGAACUGAACUUGCAGGGAAACAGGCUCACCAAGCUGCCUGACGCGGUCGGAGACAUGGAGCAUCUGAUCAGCAUCAACCUGUCAAGGAACUGCCUCAGCGUGUUUCCCCAGCGGCUGACGGGCGUCCGCACCCUUCAGCACAUCCGCCUGGAGAACAACCAGAUCACAGAGCUACCCCUGGAAGGCCUCUGUGAGAUGCCGGCUCUGCAGUGUGUGGACGCGCGGGGCAACCCUCUGGAUGUCUCCUUCUGCCUGGGGACCCACACCUUCACUCUCCUCACGUAGAGCUGCAACGGCAUUUGUGGUCUAACUGCAAAGAACACACACACACACACACACACACACACACACACACACACACACACACACAACACAACACAACACAUACGGUUUCUCAAAGCAUGCUGUUUGAAACAAAUGCACUUUUAUUCAUUGCACAAAUGUUAGCUAGCAGUACAAAAAGACCACCCUGUCCAACCUGUCCAACCUGUCCAUGACGUCCUGGGGUCAGAAAAGGACAUUGGCUUUUUGUCACAAAGAAAAUAAAAAUCACGGCUGAGCUUUGGUCAGGGUUGGUGGGAUUUCCUUUGGGUGCCCUGCAUGUCCAAGUGGUGGAUGUUCGGGUUCUUUUAGCCUCGAUCACGAAACACAAAGUUUCUGCAAAGAAAGACUCUCAGACAUCA